AUGGAUCCCGGUGUAUGGAUUGUUAUUGGUCCAAUAUCAGUUUUUCUCAGUCUUUUGUUUCGAGUGUUGGCUCGAGCAGUUACACCACAACACAGUCUAACGAUUGAGGAGUCUAACAACCAAGCAUCGCCUUGUCCACCUCAAGAGCUAGCGAUCCCACCUGAGCCGGUCGAGUUACCCGACCCAUCACCCGGGUACACAAUAGAAGGAGAUCAGCCACCACCAUACAAUCUAGAUUCACCACCACAAUAUGAAACGUUAUUUAUCGUU
Mesorhabditis belari is the source of this 270-nucleotide messenger RNA. The record is from the annotation of a GenBank genome assembly. Lineage: Eukaryota; Metazoa; Nematoda; Chromadorea; Rhabditida; Rhabditidae.